This is a messenger RNA of Rhodofomes roseus, 1179 nucleotides long. RefSeq lists its product as uncharacterized. The transcript has 3 exons. The coding region runs from base 136 to 1083 and encodes 315 amino acids. The record is from RefSeq and is a predicted model, not a curated record. Lineage: Eukaryota; Fungi; Basidiomycota; Agaricomycetes; Polyporales; Fomitopsidaceae.
UCCACGCAUGAAGUGGGCGGUUAUAACCUAGUAGGCCUUCGAGUCUGACCACCGCCUCGCAGUAGCGGUGUCACUCUUUGGUAUACGUCUAUCGCGUAGCAGUGAUACUGGUAGCGACUUCUCCUGCUACAGCAGAUGCACUCGACGGCACUGGCACAUCCUCCGACUUCGUUCAUGUCCACUGAAUCAACAUCGCACGUUAAUGAAGGAGUAGGCGAGGAUCAGGUCAACCUGAAGAAUGCGGACAACGACCUCCGGUUGGAAAGACUCAAUGCCUACAAUGGCCUUUGGAGAGUCAUGAUGCCACGGCGGUCUCUUGACGGAUCCCUGCCACCCAACCUGUCCGACCGCAUACCUCUGGAAAUCAUCGAGAGUAUCAUCGACUGCAUGGUGCAAACCACGUUGGUUCCUACGGCGCAGGUUUGUCGUGCAUGGUAUCCCCGCGCCAUGUAUAACCUGUACUCCGCCAUCCGACUCCAAUCCCGCAGAUGCUAUAACCUGUUGGUCCAGCAAGUACGCACGUCGCCCCGCGUGAAGCAACGGCUCGCGACAACGGACGGCCUGAUCGUGACACACUUCAUGAAGCGCAAGGAGGAUACUAUACCCUUCAUGGACGCACUGCCCACUUUGCGAGUGCUCAGCAUAGAGGGAGCGCUCCGCCCAGCUACGCACCCAAGUUUCUAUCUCGGUCUCUUGCAGUUCAAGCACAUCGUGUCGCUGCGCUUGUUUGAUGUCAGGCUAAGCAACAUCAUGCAGUUGCAGCGGAUCGUCUACGCGUGCCCCCACGUAGCAGAGCUUCGCUUGCACGGUGUCACCCUGAUAUGCACAGCUCCCUUUGGCUGGGGAUCCAGUCGUCCAGCACACAUCCGUCCCCGGACCGAAGCCACCACCUCGCUUCGACGACUCGAGAUCAAAGUGAGCAAAUCGCUCGAGCGCGAAACGGACCCCACGAUGGAUUCUGUACCGAUAAUCGAUUGGCUUGUGUCCUCCGCCAUGUGGGGCGUUGGCAACAUGCCCGUGAUGGCCUGUGAUGGCGCACCGGCGCAAGAGACAUGUGUUCAAGCAGCUCGAUCGACUCCUUAAAGCAACUGGUACAUUUCUGUCGUCGUUCAAUGAGCAAUGGACGGGGUAUCUCGGUCAGAUAUGUCUCUAAUUUACAGCGUUUAAACGUUUAUCACC